CUCCAUGUCUGUUUGUAUUCAUGUCUGUCCAUCUGUCUGUCUGUGUGUCUCCAUGUCUGUCUGUCUGUCUCCAAGUCACUGACUGUCUGUCCGCCUGUCUCUAUGUGUCUGUCUGUCCAUGUCUGUCUGUCUUUCUGUCUCCAAGUGUCUGUCUGUCUGUCUGUCUGUCUAUCUGUUUGUCCAUGUCUGUCUCCAAGUGUCUGUCUGUCUCCAUGUCUGUCUGUCUCCAUCUGUCAGUCUGUUUGUCUGAGUGUUUGUUUGUCUGUCUGUCUGUCGUUCUGAUUGUCUGACUACGUGUCUGUCUGUCUCCAUGUCUGUCUGUUUGUCUGUCAGUCUGUCUGCAUGUCUGUCUGUCUCCAUGUCUGUGUGUCUCCAUGUCUGUCUGUCUGUCUCCAAGUGACUGUCUGUCUGUCUGUCUGUCUAUCUGAAAGUGUCUGUCUGGUAUUGACCCAAAACACACCUAGAAGAUGACAACUGCCUUGCUGAGGAAGCUGAAGGUGAAGGUGAUGGACUGGCCAAGUAUGUAUCCAGCCCUAAACUCACCUGUGCACCUGUGUCUUCACAUCCAUCUGCUCCAUGAUGUCAUCAUGGAGGAGUGGGAGAGGAUUCCUGAAGCAACCUGUGAGCUCUGUUGCCUUGAUGGAUACAGUUUCAUGGAGAGGAAAUGCUGUAAAGAUAUGUUCACAGUUACGGACCACACGACGGUAAUGGAGAUGAAGGCCAGACCAACUCCACAUAGCUUCAUCUUUGUGGAUGAAGCUGGAUUCAACCUGGCAAAAACAUGCUGCAGAGGAAGGCAACUGUGGAUGUCCCAGGCCAGAGAGGAGAAAACAUUACAAUGUGUGCUGCCCUCUCCAGUGAUGGUGUGCUUUUGUACAAACCUCUCAUUGGUCCGUACAGUACAGAGAGGCUCAUUUCUUUCUUGGAUGACCUCCAUAAUCAGCUUCUGCCAGCAAGGGAGAGAGGUCAAAUGGCAAGAAACACAACAUUUGUUGUUGUGUGGGAUAAUGUGGCAUUCCACCACUCUGCUGCAGUCACUGACUGGUUUGCUGCACAUCCCAGGAUGUCUGUCCUUUUCUUGCCUCCAUACUCACCCUUCCUGAACCCCAUAGAGGACUUUUUCUCUGCGUGGAGGCGGAAGGUUUGUGACCACUCUCCACAUGACUAGCUGUCCUUGCUGGAUGCCAUGAAUGCAGGGUGUGGGGAUAUUACACCUGAAGCCUGUCAGGGUUGGAUCAGACAUUCUAAAAGAUUCUUCCCAAGGUGCCUUGCCAGAGAAGACAUAAGAUGUGAUGUUGACAAAAGCAU
Molecule: messenger RNA, 1308 nt
Organism: Epinephelus fuscoguttatus (brown-marbled grouper)
Lineage: Eukaryota; Metazoa; Chordata; Actinopteri; Perciformes; Serranidae
Exons: 3
Coding region: 468-1103 (211 amino acids)
Source: RefSeq, a predicted model, not a curated record